Blastomyces gilchristii SLH14081 is the source of this 1149-nucleotide messenger RNA. RefSeq lists its product as uncharacterized. NCBI's taxonomy places the organism in Eukaryota, Fungi, Ascomycota, Eurotiomycetes, Onygenales, Ajellomycetaceae. The record is from RefSeq and is a predicted model, not a curated record. The transcript has 5 exons. Bases 1 to 1149 code for a protein of 382 amino acids.
AUGUCCUCCCGCCCUUUCAAUCCACUGCCUACAUUCCCCAUUCCCAUUCAGUGGGAUGUGCCAGGCCGUAUUGCCCAGCUGCGGGCCAUGAUCGAUGACCCUGCCACCAGUCAGGCACAGAAGAUUAACCUCCAGGUUGCUAUCAAUCUGUAUCAUUCAAAAGAGCUACCAGGACGGUUUAAAUAUAUCCAGAAUGGCAAGGUUGUCUCUCUUAAGGAUAUCAAUUUUAAGCAGCCAUACUGGGUUGAGGGUUAUGGUCAACAACUAUCUUCACGGGCUACAAUUCCAGCUACCGUGCCAGGGCUGUCUUCUGCACCCUCUCAGCCUGUGUGCAAUCCUUCGAGCCAGCAACUAGCACAUCACAUGAUAUAUAAUACCUACGCAGAAGGCACCGGUGGACAUGAGAUAUUCGCCCGAAUUAGGCCCAUUCCAGGCCUCUUAUCAUCGUCAUUAUCGAUUACUGUCACAAUGCUCAAUGACACUGGAAGUGAUGUGUUGACUGUCUUUGAUACAGAUCUGACUGCUUUGGCCAUCCCUCCAACCUAUGAGGGGUUUGGGACAUAUGUCUCAGUAUCAACACCGAAUGGGAUUAUCAUACGGCAACAAGUCAUUGUUGACAUACAGCUAUUGGAUUCGCAGGGGAAUCCUGUGUCUGACUGGAUUAGAGAGGAGGGCGUUAUCACACCAGCAGCUCUUGGUGUUGGUAGACUUUCAGGUGAUGGCAUUAGGCAAUCUCUAUAUUUUGCAACUGCACCAGGAAAUCAACAUCUGUCCGCUUGGCCCGAGGGUGACGGGGAUGCGGAUGCGGAUGCGCAACGGGCCUCCUGGCGACAGAUCCGCGACACGAUCACGAAGGUGGGCUUGGAGGGCCUUGAGCUGCCGUCUGCUUUGCUACUUGUUGGUGACCAUGCGGCUGACGCUAUGUUUCACAGGACACUGGAUGAGGCGCUCCGGGAUAUGAUUCCGACGCAUAGAGAUGAUGUGGAUGGGUUGAGGUGGUCUUUGGACAAGCGCGGACAGGAGAAGAACCCCUGCGAGAUUUCUUCUCUUGACUACGCUGUAGUAUGCUUUCCUGGCGGCAAGGGCGGCUGGCCUUGCGAAGCAAUCUUUAGAGGCACCCAGGUUCUGCUGGGAGCUUCCAGAGUGUGA